AAUUUCAUUCUAUCCUGAUUCAUUUCCAUUCAUUUUCAUUCAUUUUAUUCCCAACCUCCACAUGGAAUUCUGAACCAUCAAUCAAUCAAUCAAUCAAUAACUUCACGAUCCUGCCUCUUCAACUCUUCACCCCUUCAUCCCCUUUACCAACCAUCUGUAUAUUAAUUUGUAAAUCGCUUUUAAUUCUCGAGGUAUCCGGUUUCUUCAUUCCCAGUUCCGCUUCCAACAGGUGAACCACCAAACCUACGGAAUUGUUCUAGCCAAUCCAAAUAAUCCCCCGCAAAAUUACACUGUCACAGGCUUAGCCUUGUUUUGUUCAUCGCAUCGGCCCAUCACCGUCGGCCAUCACGAGCUUGGAUCUUAUUAGAAAUCAUUUUAUCUCGCCAUCAAAAUCGACAUCUUUGCGACCCAAAGUUUAUCCAUCAUACAGCCAUAAGACCCGCAAGGUCUCUGUAGGCAUAAAAGCUCCAUCUACAGGGUUGUGUUUAAUUGGAAUAAAUUUGCUAUGGCUUCACCGCCAAAACCGUGGGAAAGAGGAGGCGCUGCAGUUGGUACCGCUCUUCCAAGUCCUGGUUAGUAUGCCCGUCAUAUUAUCUUAUCUUAUAUAACUUGCUAAUAUUGCUUUCCUUCACAGCCAUGACUUCAACCACCGCUGCUACAUCGGGUUCUGCUGGACCAUCGGUCUUAUCGUCUACAGCCAGUACUUCCUCGGGCGCACCAGCCAUUCCUGAACGUCCAUCCACUCUCACAAAUACCGUCAACCAAAACGCAUCCACAUACUCGCCAUACGGCGCAAAUAGACUAGGAGCCGUAGGCGCUUCGCCAUAUGGUAUGGGAACUAUGGGAUCCUAUUCAUCACCGUACUCAAGAAUGGGGGGAAUGGGAGGCAUGGGAGGCAUGGGAGGGUAUGGUUACGGUGGCAUGGGAGGGUAUGGAUCUAUGUAUGGUGGAGGCAUGGGCGGGAUGUAUGGGAAUAUGGGAGGAAUGGGAGGAAUGGGUCCAAAUGAUCCCAUGAGCUUGACGCAGGGCUUUACUCAGAGCACACAAGCUACCUUCCAAAUAAUCGAAAGUAUAGUUGGUGCAUUUGGAGGAUUUGCUCAAAUGCUUGAAAGCACAUAUAUGGCUACACACUCUAGUUUUUUCGGUAAGUCCAUUCCCCGUGGACGCACUCUUCCAAAGGUCCUCUACUAAUAAUUAUAGCAAUGGUUUCUGUGGCUGAGCAAUUCGGAAACUUGCGCAAUACUCUCGGAUCUAUCCUAGGAAUAUUUACCAUGAUGCGCUGGUUGCGCACUCUUUUCGCCAAAAUUACAGGCCGACCCAUGCCCGCAGAUGCCACCUCUUUAACACCCUCGGCAUUUGCCUCUUUUGAAGGCCGCAAAGUACUUCCAGAUGGAAGCUCGGCAGCCCGUCCAUCCAAGAAGCCUUUCUUGUUCUUCAUAGCAGCAGCCUUCGGUCUCCCAUACCUCAUGGGUAAGAUGAUUAAGGCCUUGGCUGCUUCACAAGAAGAGGAACAGAAACGACUAAUGGCAUCAGGCCAACUAAUGGGUGCUGACGGCCAGCCCGUACCUGCACAACUUGAUCCUUCGAAACUUGAUUUCUGUCGCGUCUUAUACGACUUUACCCCUGAAUCCGGCGCCGCAGUUCAAGGUGUGGAUCUCGAAGUUAAGAAAGGAGAUCUAGUAGCGGUUAUUAGUAAAAGUGAUCCGAUGGGUAAUCCGUCAGAAUGGUGGCGCUGUCGUGCUCGGGAUGGUCGGAUGGGAUACCUCCCUGCUGUGUACCUGGAAGUAGCAAGACGACCUGGUCAACCAAUAGCAGAAAUUAAGAGCGCGAGCCAAAGCGGAAGCCGAACCAGCACCUUGACUAGUUCAAGUAUUAGCAAUGCCAACCGAGCAAAAUCACUGGCGGCCCCUCCUGCUGUGGCUGGAAAGGCAGGUGAUAUUGGAGUGGAUAGUUUCCAGAAAAGUCAAUUUUAUUCGUAGAAUGCGAGUCUAUUUAAUGGAUAGUAAUAGUAGUGUUUUCACCUACUAUCCUAUCUAGGGUUGAAUGGCGUUUAAUGGGCAUUUGUUUCUGUUCCGCACGUCGUUCAAAAUACGAUAUCUUUGGGCUACGAUAAGGUCCGAAACGGACUUAAUGACUUGUUACUGGUAACCCAUGGGCUUAAAAAGAAGGUCUGCUUGGGUAUGGUUGACGAUAUGAUACAGAUACAAUGUUUCUCAUGGCCCGUGUAGAUAAUCGUUAAUUAGCAUCGGGAGGCGUUUUUCCUUUUGGAAAUUCUUUCUUUUCUGACUUUUGGGGUCUGGGGCCUGGAGGAGGGAGAACUUAAGAAUUGUUUAUUUAUCUAUCUUUUAGAUCUAUUGUUUUUAUGUGUGUAUAUAUAUAUUUGG
Sclerotinia trifoliorum is the source of this 2384-nucleotide messenger RNA. The record is from the annotation of a GenBank genome assembly. Lineage: Eukaryota; Fungi; Ascomycota; Leotiomycetes; Helotiales; Sclerotiniaceae.